GGCCACACUGAGACGCAUUCUAUCAUGCCAGACUCACCUGUGGAUGUAAAAACACAAUCCAGGUCGACUCCACCCACUAUGCCACCACCUCCUCCCACACAGACGGCCCCCAGGACCAGCUCCUUCACUCCCACUGCGUUAACCAAUGGAAACAGCCACUCUCCCACCACAUCUAAUGGAGCACCCUCUCCGCCCAGCAGUUUUGGCAAUGGACCUUCCUCGUCAUCCUCUUCCUCAUCUUCCUCCUCUUCCUCGCUGGCUAAUCAGCCACUCCCACCUGCAUGUGGGGCCCGGCAGCUUAGCAAGCUGAAGCGCUUCCUGACCACCCUGCAGCAGUUUGGCAAUGACAUAUCCCCCGAGAUCGGAGAGAGGGUGCGAGCUCUGGUGCUGGGUCUGGUAAACUCAACCUUAACCAUAGAAGAGUUUCAUUCCAAACUGCAAGAGGCAACAAACUUUCCACUACGACCAUUUGUUGUCCCGUUUCUGAAGGCCAACCUGCCCCUCUUGCAGAGGGAGCUCCUGCACUGUGCGCGGACAGCCAAGCAGAACCCAGCCCAGUACCUGGCUCAGCACGAGCAGCUGCUCCUGGACAGCAGCACCAGCUCGCCCCUGGACUCCUCUGACCUGCUGCUGGACGUCAGUGAAAACAGCAAGAGAAAGUCUCCAGACAGAACCAAAGAGAAUGGCUUCAACAGGGAGCCGUUGAACUCGCAGCCCCCCAGCAAGAGGCCCUGCACAGCCAGCCCUGGCCUGCGUUUCAGCCCUAACAGUGGCCCGUCCUACCAGCCCAAUGGCCUGCCCCACCCGACACCCCCAGCGCCUCAGCACUACCGCCUGGAGGACAUGGGCCUCACUCACCCUUACAGACACCUCGCCCACAGGGAGCCCAGGGACCGCCACAGGCAGCUGGGGAUGCACGGAGCGCGUGCGGAGGGGGGCAUCGAUCAUCGGCUUAAUGACAGGGAAUGGGCAGAGGAGUGGAAGCACCUUGACCAUCUGCUGAACUGCAUCAUGGACAUGGUGGAGAAGACCCGACGCUCACUCACGGUUCUCCGUCGGUGCCAGGAGGUGGACCGGGAGGAACUGAACUUCUGGAUACGCCGCUACAGUGAUGCUGAGGACCAAAAGAAGGGCACAGGCAGCAAUAGCGCCCUCUCCAGGCAGCAGAGUCCCAUCAGUCAUGAUGCCACCACACCAGAAAUUCAAAGGGAGUUAUUCCACAGAACAGGGAUGGGAUAUGUUCCAGAAGACAUCUGGAAAAAAGCUGAGGAGGCUGUGAACGAGGUGAAGAGGCAGGCGAUGUCAGAGCUGCAGAAGGCAGUGUCGGAGGCAGAGCAUAAAGCCCAUGAGAUGAUCAGCAUGGAGAGAGCCAAAAUGGAGCGCACGGUGGCUGAUGCAAAACGACAGGCAGCUGAGGAAGCACUGUCCCUCAUCAAUCAGCAGGAAGACUCCAGUGAGAGCUGCUGGAACUGUGGGCGCAAAGCUAGCGAGACCUGCAGCGGCUGCAACGCUGCACGGUACUGCGGGGCCUUCUGCCAGCACAAGGACUGGGAGAAGCACCACCACGUGUGCGGCCAGACCGCGCAGGGCCAGCCGCAGACUGACGUACCCGCCGCCGUCAGCUCCACAGCCACGCCCCGCAGCGGCCCAGCCAGCCCAGAGAGCCCACCCUCUAUCCUGCCCCGCUCCAUAACCCCCUGCUCUGUCACACUGGUCUCGCCCUCCACCACAGACACCACUCCACGUGGAUAA
Molecule: messenger RNA, 1752 nt
Organism: Conger conger (European conger)
Lineage: Eukaryota; Metazoa; Chordata; Actinopteri; Anguilliformes; Congridae
Product: protein CBFA2T1-like
Exons: 10
Coding region: 25-1752 (575 amino acids)
Biological process (GO): DNA-templated transcription; negative regulation of DNA-templated transcription
Cellular component (GO): nucleus
Molecular function (GO): transcription corepressor activity
Source: RefSeq, a predicted model, not a curated record